AGGCGUGUCCCUGCAUAGGCUCCGCUCACUCGCUGCAUCGCCCCGGCAACGAGGCGAAGCGGUGGGGCGGCUGUUCGCGGUUGGCAGCGCUGGGCCGGAGCGCUGCGGAUCUGCUGAGAAUUACCAUGCACUUCUAUCUCUCAGUGGAUCUCAAAAUACAUGUAAUUCAGAGGAGACCGGUGACCAUCCUGCUCUGUUAUGAGGAAACAUCCAGCAACCUUAGGCUAUCUGGAAGAAGAUUUCUCUAAAAAAAAAAAAAAAUAUCAAAAGGCAAAAAAUCCUUCAAAAGUACAGAAGACAUCCAGAAUUUCAUAAACCUUUGGCCAUUGUAGUUUAAUAAGAAAAAAUGAACCGUUACACAAUCAUGAAGCAGCUGGGUGAUGGCACCUAUGGCAGUGUCUUGAUGGGAAAGAGCAAUGAAUCAGGAGAGCUUGUGGCCAUCAAACGAAUGAAAAGGAAGUUCUAUUCAUGGGAUGAGUGCAUGAAUUUGAGAGAAGUCAAGUCUCUGAAGAAGCUAAAUCAUGCCAAUGUAAUAAAAUUGAAAGAAGUCAUAAGAGAAAAUGACCACCUUUACUUUGUGUUUGAAUACAUGAAGGAAAAUCUCUAUCAAUUGAUGAAGGACAGAAACAAGUUGUUCCCUGAGUCAGUCAUCAGAAACAUGAUGUAUCAGAUAUUGCAAGGGUUAGCUUUCAUCCAUAAACACGGAUUUUUUCAUAGAGACAUGAAGCCUGAAAACCUUCUUUGUAUUGGUCCAGAACUUGUAAAAAUAGCUGAUUUUGGUUUGGCUAGAGAGCUGAGAUCUCAGCCACCGUAUACAGAUUACGUAUCCACCAGGUGGUACCGUGCUCCUGAAGUUCUGCUGCGAUCAUCCAUUUAUAGCUCCCCUAUUGAUAUAUGGGCAGUUGGCAGCAUCAUGGCUGAAUUAUACACACUAAGACCCCUUUUCCCAGGCACAAGUGAAGUAGAUGAAAUCUUCAAAAUUUGCCAAGUAUUAGGAACUCCAAAGAAGAGUGACUGGCCAGAAGGAUACCACCUCUCUUCUGCCAUGAAUUUUCGUUUCCCACAGUGCGUCCCUAUAAGUUUAAAAACUCUCAUCCCAAAUGCAAGCAGUGAAGCCAUACAGCUUAUGAGUGAUAUGCUGAACUGGAAUCCAAAGAAGAGACCUACGGCAAGCCAGGCACUGAAGUACCCUUACUUUCAAGUUGGCCAAGUUUUAGGACCUCCUCCACAAUAUUUGGAGAAGCAGACUCCUAUUAAACCAGUGCAGUCAACAGAACCAAAGCCAACUUUACCCAAACUGGAAGCUGUAUCCAAGCCAGAGCCUCUGUCUUCACCUGAUGAACCUGACAAAACACAGCCACAGUCUCUGUCAAAGGCUAAUCACCAGCCUCUCCAGCAAAUUCAGUUGCCCCAGAAUACAGCUAACCAGCAAGCAUCAAAACAGCAGCAGUCACAGGCACAGUCAUUUUUUCCAGCUAUCAGUAAAGACUCAUCUGGGAAACAAGCAGCUAGUGGCCCCCAGAAUGGCACAGUAGGUCCUAAAAGUUGCAGGAGACGAUGGGGUCAGACUUUGAUAAAGGCUGUGGACAGCUGGGAUGAAUUGGAUGAUGCUGAAUUUGGAAUGUCGUGUUCAAAGAAGCCUAGCAUUGCACUGUUAAAAGAAAAGAAAAACAAGGAAUGUCUUUUUAGUGUGCCAGAACCAAAAGUUUCACAUUAUAUCCAGCCAGGAGCAGAAAAUAAAGGUAUAGUGAGAAAUGAUUCUGGAAGAUCCAAUACAACAGCAAAACAGUACUAUCUAAGACAAUCAAGAUAUCUGCCAGGUGUAAACCCUAAGACUGUCUCUUUAGUAGCAAUCAAUAAAGAAGGAUCUCAUGGAACCUGGAACAACCAGCUGUUUUCCAAGCCAUUGGCACAUGUUGGAGAAGGACUGCCUUUCAACAGAAAUAAUACAGGAAACUCUGACUUUGUGGGAGGUGCUGCUUACAACCCAUCAGGAGGAUACAUCCCUUCCUUUCAUAAGAAAGAAGUUGGAUCAGUUGGACAACGGAUACAGCUAGCUCCUAUUGCUCCAUCUGUAUCUGAUUAUUCCUGGAAAACCAAAGCUGCUCGUACUCAGUUAGCAGGUCCUACUUACAAUUCAGCAAAAAACAUGAAUAUUUUAACUCAUGCACCAACAAUUCAGCCAGUCCAUGGAAGAACAGACUGGAUGGCUAAAUAUGGAGGACACAGAUAGAAAAUGCCAUCUUGAACAAAGCUCACAUGAUACCUGCACAGUUCUCCUGCCUGAAAUGCCUAUUUGCUCUAAUCUUUCUUAAGAGCUAUGCAAUAGUAAAGACAAAAACAGACAACCUUGUGUUCUAUGACCUAUGGACAAAAAAAAAAAAGUCACAUUAUUUAAAAUACUGGCCAUUAGGUAGGAUUUCAUGAAGUAUUGUACAACACAUCUUGCCAAAUCUAUCACGUAUUUAAAAGUAAUGAGAAGUAGAUUUCACCUGAUGUUUUUCUUCUACAGAAGACUUCCUAUCAGCGUACUUUUAAAAAGAAGAGCUUUAGUUUUUUGCCCUAUGCAAAAGCUCACCAUUGUCAUAAGCUGCUUUCAUGUACGCAAGCAGCUAGAAUUGGGGCUGAUACACUGGCUCCUUCCUGGAAACGUGAAAGUAAAAGCACAGACUGGGCUUUGUGAAGAACACCAGUGUCCUACAAGGAUUUCAGAACUCACUUGUACCUAAAGAGUUGCUCAGGGUCUGUAAUGUGUAAAUGCAGUGAGAACCCCUUACAGCUGGACAUAAGCAAUAUGGUGACAAUUACUGCACCUGGAAGCUUUGAAAAUAUUCCAGUAGCAACACUGGAAAAUAGCUAAGCAAGUACUGAAUGCUGCACUUACCUCACCGAGCUGUAGUGAAGCUUAAAACUAGACUGUUAAAAUUAGUUUAUGACCACUUUUAGUUGAAGAUCAGUGGAGAAUUACAUCUCCCUUAUCAAAGGUAUAUCACAGUGAUGUUUUAAGGAAUCCAAAUCCCAGUCUCAUCAGCUGUUCUAAUGGUGAAUUAGCCAAAAAAGGCAUAAGUGGUUGGUAAACAUCUUACUGGGUGAUGACAUAAACUAGACUUCUCCAUAACUUAAAGAAGCCCCAUGAAUUAUGAGGGAAGAAAUAAAGCUGCUUUUCAAAGAGGUUACUUUCUGUUUUAGAUCUUAAAAACCAGCUUAAGUCCUUGAGAAUACAUACAAGCUUUAAUAAUGCAAUACCUCAAUGUUUAUAUGCUCAUGUCAUACUUUCCUUGGCACCUAUGCUAAGUUUUACAGUAAUAUCUUGCAAAGGACCUUCCAAUGUACAAUAAAUAUAUUUUUUUAAUGUUGAUCUAGGCUACUUCUGUACACAGCUGUGUUUAGAAUAGAUGUUUUGGUAGUAAUAUUAAACCUGCCAUUUUAAAAUAAUACAAAACGAGUAUGUUAUUUAAAGAUGUGAAACUGAUGAAUACUUUUUUUAACUGCAUAUAAUGUUUUCAGUUCCUGUUUUGACCUAAUGUGCUGUAAUACUUGGGCUACAUAACCUACUGGAAGUUAAUUUAAACUGAAGCAGUAGCAUAAAAAAAAACACCAAAAAAAUGUUACUUUAAUACUGGAAGUGAUUUAUAGAGAACUGGAUAUCAGGUUAGUAACACACUAGAAGAUUUAAUUACUAUUGGUUUUGUCUCA
This is a messenger RNA of Phasianus colchicus (ring-necked pheasant), 3696 nucleotides long. RefSeq names its product male germ cell associated kinase (gene MAK). NCBI's taxonomy places the organism in Eukaryota, Metazoa, Chordata, Aves, Galliformes, Phasianidae. Gene Ontology annotation, biological process: protein phosphorylation. Gene Ontology annotation, molecular function: ATP binding; protein kinase activity. The record is from RefSeq and is a predicted model, not a curated record.